Molecule: messenger RNA, 1818 nt
Organism: Acanthochromis polyacanthus (spiny chromis)
Lineage: Eukaryota; Metazoa; Chordata; Actinopteri; Pomacentridae
Product: complement receptor type 1-like
Exons: 11
Coding region: 145-1584 (479 amino acids)
Source: RefSeq, a predicted model, not a curated record
UUCGUUGUGUCCUGUCUCCGUGUCUCUGAUAUCUGAUGGUGCUUCCUCUGCUGGGUUGUGCCACUCUUCUCUAUAAAUUCCUUCAUCUCAUCCUCCUGGUGGCACUUUGACGCUUUGUUUACGCUCACAGCUACUCGAACAGACAUGAGGACCGUUGGCUGGAAUAUUCUCACUUUUGCCUUUGCCUUGACCUCAGCUCAGGGACCGAAGGAAUGCUCCUCUCCGCUGGAAUAUCCCAACAUCAGACUGUCCAGCAGAUACAGCAGCAGGAACAAGUUCAGCAGCGGAGAGAAAGUUUAUUAUAACUGCGCAGAAGAUUUCACUCCAUCCACAGGCAGCCGAGCUGCGGAGUGUAAAGGAGGAACCUGGACCAGACUCACUCUGAAGUGUGAAAAGAAGACCUGUGGAUAUGCCAAUGAUCUACUCCAUGGGCAGCUCCACUAUGAGGGGAAUUCAUACAUCGGGGAGAAAGUUUAUGCUACAUGCAAUGAGGGAUAUACUCUGAAAGGACCGAAAUACAUGAUUUGCCAGGUGUCUGGGUGGAUUGGUGAAUUCCCAACUUGUGAAGAAGAAAAAACAAUCCCGUUUAAUGUCACAUCAUCAGAGGGAGAGACGACCUGCUCCACUCCAGCAGUCACCAACUCCGUAGAGAGAGCAGUUGUUGUUUCUGAGUACCGGGUCGGAGAAACCGUGAGCUUCACCUGCCAGCAGGGUUUCAGUCUGGAUGGAGCUCAGCAGAUCAAAUGUGGCUCCGAUGGCCAGUGGCAGCCUGAACCUCCUAAAUGUCUUCUUUCCCUGGAAAAAACUCCGUCUGCUGGCAAUGAAACAGGUGGAUGUGGUGUGCCACAAAAUGUCCAGAACUCCAACGCCAACCUUGCAGACAAAUACAUCACCAUGACAUCUUUUCCCUCCGGUGACAAAGUCUAUUACACAUGUGAUGUUGGAUACACUCCAGUAGGAGGCAGCAAGGUUCGCUUCUGUAGGAAUGGAAAGUGGACACCGCUGAGGCUAAAGUGUGAACGGAAGUCUUGUGGUUCUGCAGGAGAGAUUGAAAAUGGACGCUUUGUUUAUUCUGGAGCAGAGUUUGGAGAUACUGCUACAGCCAUCUGUGAUGAGGGGUACAUUCUUGUAGGACAAGCAAGAAGAAACUGCAUGAGUAACGGCUGGGAUGGACGUAUUCCUGUUUGUGAAGCUGUGGACUGUGAUGUACCUCCAGUGGUGAAAAACGCAGAAAUCAAAGGCCCUCAUGAGCCACCUUAUACAUACAGGACUGCGAUUCGCUACCAUUGUCGUGUGGGAACCCUCAUUGGGCAAAAGGAGAUUUGGUGCACCGAGAAUGGGACGUGGAGCACACCUCCAGCAUGCCACGAAAUUACAUGUCGACCACCAAAUGUGCCCAACGCCUUCUGGAUGAGAUCUCAGAACCGGUUUUUCCGGCCCCAGGACACCAUAUCAAUCGACUGUAAACGUGGCUACACGAUGAACGGACCGAACUCCAUUACCUGUCAUAUAGACGGCCAAUGGUAUCCCCGUCUACCUGAGUGUCGACGCAGUUCACGUCGUCAGUCCCACAGGAGGGGAUAAUAUGCCAGCGGAAACAUGUCAGCACUAUAUUCAGUCAGUCCUCAUUAAACUAUUCAACUGCAACAAGUGGAGGAUGAAAUAAUCUCAUUGUCUCUAAACUAGCAAUAGAUUUCCUCCAAAAUGACUAUUCUUAAAAACACAACUUUAACUAAUGCACUGUGAUAUAUUACGCCUCUACAACCUGUAUAUCAUCAUUAUAUCAUAAUACAGACAUUAAAAUAUGUUUGAGAUGAA